AGAGCCAAAGAUGUCGGCUCGGUCAUGUGAUCAGCUGUGUCCAAUCCAGCUGAUCACAUAAGAGAGCCGGUAAUUGGCUUUCCGUGGAGGGCACAAGUACACUGAUCAUCAGGGCACUGAUGAUCAGUGUGCCCUGAGGAUCAGUGUAGCCCCAGCAGUGCCACCUGUCAGUGUCCAUCAGUGCCUUAUGUCAGUGCUCAUCAGGCCUCGUGCCAGUGCCCAUCAGUGCCACAUCAGUGCCUACCAGUGCACAUCAAUGCCACAUAUCAGUGCCCAUCAGAGCUGCCUUUCAGUGUCACCCAUCAGUGCCAGUCAGUGCCAACCUAUCAAUGCCAAUCAGUGCCGCCUAUCAGUGCUGCCAAUCAGUGCCAGUCAGUGCCACCUAUCAGUGCCAGUCAGUGUCGCCUGUCAGUGCCGCCUAACAGUGCCAGUCAGUGCCACCUAUCAG
This is a messenger RNA of Staurois parvus, 448 nucleotides long. The record is from the annotation of a GenBank genome assembly. NCBI's taxonomy places the organism in Eukaryota, Metazoa, Chordata, Amphibia, Anura, Ranidae.